AUUAGCCCCAAUGUGGAUAUUGGUCAAGUGGAAGGCGCCUUCGUUAUGGGACUUGGACUUUGGCUCUCGGAAGAAUUGCGUUUCAAUCCAACAAGUGGCAGGCUUUUGACCCGAGAUUCUUGGGAGUACAAGCCACCUGCUAGCCAAGACAUUCCUGAGGUAUUCAACACCUACCUCUACAACAGUAAUGACAAUCCUUUCGGGGUUUUGGGUUCCAAAGCUACUGGAGAACCUCCUCUUCUAAUGGCGAUGUCCGCAUUUUUGGCUCUCAGGGAUGCCAUAACCGAUUGUCGCGUUAGCCUCGGAAUGGAACGCAAGGAUUGGUUUCAAUUUGAUGGACCUGGAACAAAUGAACGGGUAAUUGCCAGUAGUGGAAUUACCUCGGAUUAUUUCAAACUGUACUAGUCGGAACUGUAAUCCAACGGAAAAUUGUCUUUCUAGCUUUUUGCAAACAAUAUGUCCUUAACACAUUUAAUAUUUUUGUACUUUAAUUUUCUAGCUUUAUUUUUCCAAAUAAAUCAUGUUUAUUAAUAUUUAAA
Messenger RNA from Tigriopus californicus, 539 nucleotides. RefSeq names its product xanthine dehydrogenase/oxidase-like. The record is from RefSeq and is a predicted model, not a curated record. Gene Ontology annotation, molecular function: oxidoreductase activity; iron ion binding. Lineage: Eukaryota; Metazoa; Arthropoda; Copepoda; Harpacticoida; Harpacticidae.